AUGUCUGCCAUGAGAAUGCAGCAUUAUGCUACAUUUCUUCAGUCAUUCAACUACGAAAUCAAGUUCAGGCCUACCGGACAACACUACAAUGCCGAUGCUUCCUCGCGUUCACCCCUGAAGGAGAAAAUUACGGAGAAUAUCUGCGAAGAGACGGACUGCCUGGAAGUCAACAUGAUCAAGACAUUGCCACUGACCGCAGAGGAGCUCGUUAAAGACGACCAGUCUUUGAGAGUACUGCUAGAAGGUUUGCGGAAUGGGAUGACCGUCGAACCUAGAGACAGUUUCGGCGUUGAACAACAGGAGUUUACGUUGCAGAAAGGUUGCGUCAUGCGAGGAAUUCGAGUUUACAUUCUUCCGUGCUUGCGAGUGAAAAUGCUUGCCGAAUUACGCUCUACACAUUUCGGCACAAAUCGAUUGAAGGCGUUCGCUGUGAGGGGAAAAGAUUGA
Molecule: messenger RNA, 447 nt
Organism: Uranotaenia lowii
Lineage: Eukaryota; Metazoa; Arthropoda; Insecta; Diptera; Culicidae
Exons: 1
Coding region: 1-447 (148 amino acids)
Source: RefSeq, a predicted model, not a curated record